AUGUCUGAUCAAGACAGUAAUCCGAACAAAUACAGUAAACUGCGAAGUAUCUACAAAUACUACAUUGAUUCAUACGAUGCGUUGUAUCAGCUGAAAACGGAAAAAGAAGAAGAUUUAAACUCAAUUUACAAAAUGAUCAAAACAGAAUUGAUUGAUUCAAAGAAGCGUCUUCCACAAAUUAUAAUAAAAGAUAUUUUGAAUAUCAUUCCGUAUAAUAAUCGCUAUACAAAGUCAUAUUUAUCUCUCGCCAAACUCAUUUCAGAUGAUUAUCAAAUAAAAGAUGUCCACAAUGUUAAUCUUGUUUCAAACUUUUUGUUUUACAAAGAAUAUGGCAUUAAAUUAGACAAAUCUGCUGAUUUCGAAAAAAUUAAAUCAGAAAAUCUCGACAUUUUUAAAGAAGAUACAAUUUACAGAGUAAUUAUGAAUAAUGAAUUAGGAAUAUUCAUUCCAUUCACUGAAAGAAAAGGAUUUAAUGAAAAUCAAAGAUUUAAAAGUAGUUUAUAUCCAUAUUCUUACAGUGCAUUUUCAUUACUUGAAUUAUGUUGCUACCAUGGAGCAGUUGAUUGUUUCAAGUUCUUAAGAACUAAAUUUAACUCAGAAAUAACAAAAAAUGUCUAG
Trichomonas vaginalis G3 is the source of this 618-nucleotide messenger RNA. Its product is annotated as protein of unknown function (DUF3447). NCBI's taxonomy places the organism in Eukaryota, Parabasalia, Trichomonadida, Trichomonadidae. Bases 1 to 618 code for a protein of 205 amino acids. The record is from RefSeq and is a predicted model, not a curated record. The transcript has a single exon.